This is a messenger RNA of Pongo pygmaeus (Bornean orangutan), 1644 nucleotides long. RefSeq names its product mediator of cell motility 1 (gene MEMO1). The record is from RefSeq and is a predicted model, not a curated record. Bases 189 to 1109 code for a protein of 306 amino acids. Lineage: Eukaryota; Metazoa; Chordata; Mammalia; Primates; Hominidae. The transcript is spliced from 10 exons.
UGAGAUUCCUCGGCGGGCUAGGCAGCGGUGCUGGGCAUGCUCAGUGGGCAGGACCCGUUAGAGUGGCGAGUAAGGAAGCGUUGGCUCUUCUCCGGGUCUGCCUUCCCCGGUUCAGGCCCCGGCCCUGGGCUUUUGUGUGCGCGUAACUGCAGCCGCCGCUGCCUCCUCGCGGGGCUGCCCGACCCCAGAUGCCGUCAGGCGGCACAGGCACCAAGAUGUCCAACCGAGUGGUCUGCCGGGAAGCCAGUCACGCCGGGAGCUGGUACACAGCCUCAGGACCGCAGCUGAAUGCACAGCUAGAAGGUUGGCUUUCACAAGUACAGUCUACAAAAAGACCUGCUAGAGCCAUUAUUGCCCCCCAUGCAGGAUAUACGUACUGUGGGUCUUGUGCCGCCCAUGCUUAUAAACAAGUGGAUCCGUCUAUUACCCGGAGAAUUUUCAUCCUUGGGCCUUCUCAUCAUGUGCCCCUCUCUCGAUGUGCACUUUCCAGUGUGGAUAUAUAUAGGACACCUCUGUAUGACCUUCGUAUUGACCAAAAGAUUUACGGAGAACUAUGGAAGACAGGAAUGUUUGAACGCAUGUCUCUGCAGACAGAUGAAGAUGAACACAGUAUUGAAAUGCAUUUGCCUUAUACAGCUAAAGCCAUGGAAAGCCAUAAGGAUGAGUUUACCAUUAUUCCUGUACUGGUUGGAGCUCUGAGUGAGUCAAAAGAACAGGAAUUCGGAAAACUCUUCAGUAAAUAUCUAGCGGAUCCUAGUAAUCUCUUUGUGGUUUCUUCUGAUUUCUGCCAUUGGGGUCAAAGGUUCCGUUACAGUUACUAUGAUGAAUCCCAGGGGGAGAUUUAUAGAUCCAUUGAACAUCUAGAUAAAAUGGGUAUGAGUAUUAUAGAACAAUUAGACCCUGUAUCUUUUAGCAAUUACUUGAAGAAAUACCAUAAUACUAUAUGUGGAAGACAUCCCAUUGGGGUGUUAUUAAAUGCUAUCACAGAGCUCCAGAAGAAUGGAAUGAAUAUGAGUUUUUCGUUUUUGAAUUAUGCCCAGUCAAGCCAGUGUAGAAACUGGCAAGACAGUUCAGUGAGUUAUGCAGCUGGAGCACUCACGGUCCACUGAAGCUCUGAAUCCUCAGGGAUGCCACCUGCACAUUCUCAUACUCUGUCCGGGGUCCCAGCCUAGCCUUUACCAAGAUACUGGUCCUGGUUUGGGGGGAUUCUGAAACCUCAAACUAAUAGAACUUUCUUCUCUUUUUUUUCUAGUAGGUGUAGUCCUUCCUUAAUUUCAACUCAUUAAAAAAUGCUUUAUAGUUUAGGGCAGUGGAAGGAAGGCUGGCAUCAAAAUAUUUUGAUCAAAAAAGAUGACAAUGUAAAGGCUCAGUUGUGGCAGACAGUUUUUUGAAAGUAACUUGUAAAGCAUUUACCAUAUCCUAAAUUUGCACUCUUUGCAGACUUGUGCACAUAUAUUCCGCUUUCAGAAUAGUUUUGCAAAUUGUACACAAACAAAAAGGUGGAAGCUUUUUAAUAAAGAAAUUGCAUUUAUAAAUGAUCUGUAUUAGAAUAUAAUAAAUCUCCAGUUAUAGUCAAUUACUACCCAUGUUGUACAACAGAUACCUUCUAUUUUAGUUGCUAAUAAAGGGCUACACAACUCAAAA